AUGUGGAGCGCGAUUUUUCUCACCCUAUUUUUAUGGCCGCACCUAUCGAUUGAUGCCCUACAAUCACCAUGGCGCCAACGAAGCCCGGACGACUGGAAUGGAAUCCCGUUCGAGCUUUUUGUGGACGACGACGACCCGGAAGCAUCGGCAAUCGGAAUGGAGUGGAAUAUGCCGGAGCUCGGCUUCGAUGGUAUUACCGAUCCGUUCGCCAAAAACGCUGCGAAUCCGGUUUACGAGUUUGACUACGGCGACUUUGGGGAUCAGCCUCCAGCUGAACAAGCCCGAAAAAGCCCGACACCUGAAAGGCGCCCUCCAAGUCCAGAUGAACUAGUAGAAGUAAAGCCGUCCGGAACUCGCAGAAGACAUCGAAAGGCACUCUCAGAGUUCGUAACCCGCUCAGAUUCCCCCUCCACCGAUCCUGACCACAAAAAGAAAAAUGACGCGGCGCUGAGGGAGAAUUUGAAACUACGCCAAUACACCGGUGUUCUAAAUUCCUGGUCGACGGACCUGGACGGUUUCCACAAAUUCGCCAUCGAGAAGGGCCGGACGCAGUUGAUGCCAUUUCUCGCGAACAACCUAGUCGAUCGCCAGUUACUCGACAAGUUGCGGAAGCAACUGGAACGCCACCCCGAGGUGAUGGACUUUAACGAGUUCCAGGAUACGGCACUGUAUCGGAGACUGCGAAAGCAGGGCCAUGAUCCAGCCGCGAUGAAAAUGAUUUUUGAUAGUGUGCCGCAGCAUGUUCGGGAGGAGGGUACUGCUAAUUUUAAAAUACUGAAUACCGUUCUUAGUGGCCCAGUUCCAGCGCGACGUGCCGGACGUCAGAAAGCGAUUCGCAAAGCUGUCCAACGAAUUACAUCCAGGAAAGUU
Molecule: messenger RNA, 870 nt
Organism: Mesorhabditis spiculigera
Lineage: Eukaryota; Metazoa; Nematoda; Chromadorea; Rhabditida; Rhabditidae
Source: the annotation of a GenBank genome assembly